Messenger RNA from Porites lobata, 6349 nucleotides. The record is from the annotation of a GenBank genome assembly. Lineage: Eukaryota; Metazoa; Cnidaria; Anthozoa; Scleractinia; Poritidae.
AUGGAUCUAACAAAGCUAUUUCACAAUCUUCGCGAAGAAGUGUCUUGUUCGGUGUGCUCGGACUUAUUUGCGGAUCCUAAACAUCUCUCCUGCCUUCACAGUUUCUGCUUAAAGUGUCUAAAAAGAUGGUACGAAACGUGCGGCGGUGGAGAGGCCAUUAAAUGUCCAAAGUGCCAAGCCCUAAGCAGAAUACCAGCAAGCGGUGAUCUGAAAGAUCUUCCAACUAGCUUUUAUUUGAACGGCUUGAUCGAUGUUCUUGCUAUUAAAGAAUGCAAAAGCACUCAAGUGACAUGCGGAAACUGCGACAAGAAGAGUUCAGAAGCUUCGUAUUGUUUCCAGUGUUGCAUAUUUUAUUGCGAACAAUGCCUGGUUGGUCACAAUAUGAUGCGAGACAAAAAGGAACACCGCGUAUUGGCAGUGAAAGAGUUCCAAGACAAGGACUACGAGGAUGUAUUGAAGCGACCAGUGUUUUGUUCAAAGGAACGACACCAGAAAGAAGAGCUUAAAUACUACUGCAAAGAAUGCGAAACAGCUCUUUGCCAAACUUGCGUCACUUUGAAUCACGGAGGUCAUGAUUUGAGAUUAAUCGAAGAAGAAGCCGAAAACAAAACACUCGAAAUAAAAUCUAUCCUUCAAUCGCAGAGAGAAGCCUUAGAUGCAAAACUGAAUGUAAUUGCUCAACUAGACGAGGACUGUGCUAAAGUGAUUCAACAAAGUGAAAUCGCCAGGAGAGAUGUCCAAAGGUUUGCUGAUGGCUUGAUCAAAACAAUUCAAGCAAAAAUGAAAAAUAUUAUUACCGCUGUGGAAAACCAAACGAAGAAGUCACUCGAAAGUUUAAAAGCAAAAAGAAGUGCGAUUCAGCAACAGAUAAAUGCCACCGAAUCAUCACUGGAGGAAGCUGAUAAACUUUUAAAACGAAGCACCACCGCGGAAGUUGUUCAACUUAAAAAAUCGUUACAGACAAUCUUUCAUGGAUUGAAUCAAACCGAGCCUAUUGUUUAUGACCCCAGUAGUCUGAAAACUUUUGUUUUUGUGGAAAAUCAGAAGAUGCUUGACAUCGUCAACGAGGAAGAAAUUGGAUUCUUGGAAGAACCUUCUCAAACAAAAGCAAGUGAAUCACUGGCUGAAGGUGAAGGACUGAAAGAAGGAACUGUAGCGCGUAAAGCUCAAUUCAAUUUGAUCACCAAAAACGCAGAGAGGAAGCAGUGGUGUGAUGAAGGGGACCGUGUCACGUUAGAGAUCAAGGACGAUCAAGGACAAGGAUGCGUGACGGAAGUGCGAAUAGAUGAUAACAAAGAUGGGACGUACAAAAUCACUUAUUUUCCCAUAUUUCAGGGGACAUUCAAAUUAUUAGUUAAAGUAAACGGGGAAAAUAUUUCUUGUAGUCCUUUUACUGUGAUUUUAAAACCAUUUCAAGUCAAACCUGUUUUAUCUUUUGGAAAGGAAGGCUCGGGUGAUGGCAUGUUUGAGUAUCCUCUGGGGGUGGCUGUGAGUGAUAGGGACGAAAUAGCAGUAGCUGAUCAGUCUAACCAUCGGGUUCAAGUGUUUGACAGUAAAGGUACUUUCUUAAGAUCCUUUGGUCACAAAGGUGAAAACAAUGCAGAGUUCAACCACCCUGUUGGAAUAGCCAUUGAUAAGGACAGGAAUAUUUUUGCAGCAGACAGUGAUAACAACAGAAUACAGAUUCUUAGUUGGGAGGGAAGGCACCUGGGUUCAUUUGGCGGCCAGGGAAGGCUUGAUAGUCGGCUCUCUGACCCUUGGGGUUUAUCCUUACAUAGCACUGGUAAUGUUAUUGUUGCUGAUGCAGGUAACAAACUGAUUAAGAUCUUUACCCCCGAUGGUAGGUUUGUAAUGAAGAUAGGUGGACAGGGUUCUUUUACUUUUCCUGUUCACUGUGUUCAGUGUGGUGAAUAUUUCAUAGUUUCAGACUUAGGUGAACACUGUAUCAAAGUAUUUAACCGGGAGGGGCAUUUUCAGUACAAGUUUGGUAAGAAGGGAGAGGGGGACGGGGAGUUUCAUCGGCCACGUUUUCUGUCAGUGACUCAGUCAAAGCACCUGUUGGUUUGUGAUAUGAAAAAUCAUAGAAUACAAGUCUUUGAACUAGAUGGGAAGUUUGUCGGAAAGUUUGGAACAAAUGGCACCAAAUUAGGAGAAUUCAAGGAACCAUUCUCAGUAGCUGUUCUAAGUAAUGAUCAAAUUGUUGUGUGCGACAAAAAUAAUCAUCGAAUUCAGAUAUUUCAAUAAAAACUGUCCUUUUUUCCCGGAGGAAAGGAGUAAGCAAAUCUCUCUUUGAUUAAUAAAUGUAUAUGUCAGCUGUACAGCAGUGCUAUAAUCUUAUUGUAGGCAAGUGAAGCCGCAUUUAGUCCGAGGUGAACCCUUGUGGUCUUAAAUCAAGUUAUGUACAUAACGUAUUUGUUAAAGGAGUGAGUUGACUUGGAUAUUCUUUUAAUAAAGUUCUGUAUUCGAUAAACGAUUUCUUCUUUAAUUCUUACUAACAUUCAUUCUCAACCAAGUUACAGAAAGGUGGCAGUGGUAAGCUUUUUUUGAACAGAAAUACGUGAUUGCUAAAUUAAUAUCUAUUUUUGCUUGAAAAACUUAUAAAUAUUCAAUAGGCAUAUUCUCGUGGAAGGACAUGAGAAAGUCGUCUGACAGAAAAUUCCCUGAGGCGAGAGAUUUGAAUUGAGGCUUGGGAAGAUACGGAGUUGAAUGAUUGAAACAGUGGAAUGCUAUGCUAAUUAAGAUUGGGAGGUCAUUGGAAAUAAAUUAAAAAGUGAAAAAUUCAACAAAAACCUUAUAGAUGGCGAAAAAACAUAUUCAGCCUACUGAAACGACCAAAAGAGUGACAGGUUAUUAGAGCUUAUUCUAAAUGAAGGAACUUUUUAACCGAGAAACCUGGCACCAAAUAAAUUCUUAAUUAGUGUUAUAAUGAUUAUAAAGACUGCUUAGCAUGUUAAGGCGGAAUAUAUAUACAAUUUUUACCUGUUUUCGACCAAACCCCUCAUGUCGCGUUGCAAUCACUCUCCUCCAGUAUUAAACUUCUUUCCUCUCGUGCUGUUAUCAACGGUGGAAAUCGGAAGCCCCAGUUAAGCAACGACGAGAACGGCAAAAAGCAAUAAGUCUAUUCAUUUAUUUGCAACAUGUACGCGUAUGGCUGUCGCAUUUGCAAUUAUUGCUUUAAGCAAACAAUUAAAAAAAUUGCUAAUAAUACUUUCGAAGACGUUUGUUUAGACUGUGUCCGGGGGGGGGGGUACUUCAUUAGUUACCCAUAUAGGUAUGUGCCGCUUUAAAGUUUCGCUCUUAAAACGGCAAUAGAACGAGUACAGUCAGCCCCUCCCCUCAAACAAAAUAGAGGAGAGAGACGGGGCGGCAGUACACAAGCUAACAGAUGUUUUGCUUUUAUUUACUCUGCACUCGUACUUGAUUUAGCAUCCUUCAUAGUUAUGGCUUUCACGCAUUCUUGCUUCACAAAGGAUUUAGUCUUCAUCUUGUUAUUGAUCGUUUUACGUCUGGUUUACUUUUAAAAUAAUUUGCAUUUAAAAUGCAGGGGCACCAAACGAGAAUAUAGUUCAAAACCACUUAAACAUAGCAUUGUUAAACGUAUUUUAGUAUUUAAACGGUAGAUAAAGGCAUAUUUUUAUCCCCUAAACAUUUUUCAUCUGUUGGGAUUUCCUAGCUGAAAGUCUAGUGAUCCCAAAAUUAUAGGGAUCAAAACUUACCUUUUCGAAAAUUUCAGCCAGAAAAAAGGCUCCCGAAAAUUCUAGGUGACCUUUUUAGGGUAAAAAUCCGUUAAAAAUAGGCGAUUAAACCAUUUUUUAGAUGUUCGAAAAUCCUAGGAGAGGCAGGCGGGCAAGAAAUUUUACAACAAAUGUUUCGAAAAUUCUAGAUCUCAAAUCGUCUUCCGAACAGAUAUUUUUCCGAAAAUUGUCGUUGGGUGCCCCUGAAAAUGGCACACUAAAGCUGGCGCGACAAGGACUCUUACAACAGCGAUCGUGAUUGGCUCGUCGGCUUUUGUUUCCGAGAAAAGCUAAAGAUAGAAAGUCACAAGACUUCAUUGUUGGGUGUGGAGUGCAUCGAAGGUCACUUCGCCUUUGUUCCUGAAGCCAUCAUGGAUCUUACAACGCUAUUUUACAAUCUUCGAGAAGAAGUGUCUUGUUCAGUGUGUUCGGACUUAUUUACGGAUCCUAAACAUCUCUCCUGUCUGCACAGUUUCUGCUUGAAGUGUCUGAAUCGAUGGUACGAAACGUGCGGCGGCGGACAGACCAUUAAAUGCCCGAAGUGCCAAACCCUAAGCAGAGUGCCUGCGAGCGGUGAUCUAAAAGAUCUUCCAACCAGCUUCUAUUUGAACGGCUUAAUCGAUGUUCUUGCCAUCAAAGAAUGCAAGAAGACUCAAGUUACAUGCGGAAACUGCGACAAGAAGAGUUCAGAAGCUUCGUAUUGUUUCCAGUGUUGCAUAUUUUAUUGCGAGAAAUGCCUGGUUGGUCACAAUAUGAUGCGAGACAAAAAAGAACACCGCGUAUUGGCAGUGAAAGAGUUCCAAGACAAGGACUACGAGGAUGUAUUGAAGCGACCAGUGUUUUGUUCAAAGGAACGACACCAGAAAGAAGAGCUUAAAUACUACUGCAAAGAAUGCGAGACAGCUCUUUGCCAAACUUGCGUCACUUUGAAUCACGGAGGUCAUGAUUUGAGAUUAAUCGAAGAAGAAGCCGAAAACAAAACACUCGAAAUAAAAUCUAUCCUUCAAUCACAGAGAGAAGGGUUAGAUGCAAAACUAAACGUGAUUGUUCAACUAGACGAGGACUGUGCUAAAGUAAUUCAACAAAGUGAAAUCGCCAGGAGAGAUGUCCAAAGGUUUGCUGAUGGCUUGAUCAAAACAAUUCAAGCAAAAAUGAAAAAUAUUAUUACCGCUGUGGAAAACCAAACGAAGAAGUCACUCGAAAGUUUAAAAGCAAAAAGAAGUGCGAUUCAGCAACAGAUAAAUGCCACCGAAUCAUCACUGGAGGAAGCUGAUAAACUUUUAAAACGAAGCACCAAUGCGGAAGUUGUUGAACUCAAAAAAUCACUACAAACAAUUUUUCAGGGAUUGAAUCAAACCGAGCCUAUUGUUCAUGACCCCAGUAGUCUGCAAACUUUUGUUUUCGUGGAAAAUCAGAAGAUGCUUGAUAUCGUCAACGCGGAAGAAAUUGGAUUCUGGAAAGAACCCUACCGAACAAAAGCAAGUGAUUCUCUGGCUGAAGGUGAAGGACUGAAAGAAGGAACUGUAGCGCGUAAAGCUCAAUUCAAUUUGACCACAAGAAACGCGGAGAAAAAGCAAGAGUACAAUAAACAUGAUAGUGUAACGGCGGAGAUCAAGGACGAGAAAGGACAAGAAUGCGUGACGGAAGUGCGAAUAAAUAAUAACAAAGAUGGGACCUACAAAAUCACUUAUUAUCCCAGAGUUCAAGGAACAUUCAAAUUAUUAGUUAAGGUGAACGGGGAACAUAUUUCUUGUAGUCCUUUUACUGUGAUUUUAAAACCAUUUCAAGUCAAACCUGUUUUAUAUUUUGGAAAGGAAGGCUCGGGUGAUGGAAUGUUUAGGUAUCCUCUGGGGGUGGCAGUGAGUGAUGGGGACGAAAUAGUAGUAGCUGAUCAGUGCAACCAUCGGGUUCAAGUCUUUGACAGUAAUGGUACUUUCUUAAGAUCCUUUGGUCACAAAGGCAAAAAUGAUGGAGAGUUCGACAACCCUUUUGGAAUAGCCAUUGAUAAGGAUAGAAAUAUUUUUGUAGCAGAGUAUAGUAACCAUAGAGUACAGAUCCUCAGUUGGGAGGGGAGGUACCUAAGUUCAUUUGGCGGCGUAGGAAACCUUGAUAGUCAGCUCUCUGACCCUUGGUGUUUAUCCUUAGAUACUAUUGGUAAUAUUAUUGUUGCUGACAAAGGUAACAAACUGAUUAAGAUCUUUACCCCGGAUGGUAGGUUUGUAAUGAAGAUAGGUGGGCAGGGUUCUUUAAGUUUUCCUGUUCACUGUGUUCAGUGUGGUGAAUAUUUCAUAGUGUUAGACUCAGAUGAACACUGUAUUAAAGUAUUUAACAGGGAGGGAAAUUUUCAGUACAAGUUUGGUAAGCAGGGGGAGGGGGACGGGGAGUUUAAUUAUCCAUGUUUUCUGUCAGUGACUCAGUCAAAGCACCUGUUGGUUUGUGAUCGGAGAAAUCAUAGAAUACAAGUCUUUGAACUGAAUGGGAAGUUUGUAGGAAAAUUUGGAACAUAUGGCAACAAAUUAGGAGAAUUCAAUUAUCCAUUCUCAGUAGCUGUUCUAAGUAAUGAUCAAAUUGUUGUGAGCGACAAAGACAAUCAUCGAAUUCAGAUAUUCCAAUAA